UAAAAGUUUUACAAUUGAAUAAUUUUCAAUAGACCGGUCUUUCUUCUUUACUACAGAUAUUAAAAGCAUCAUAUUCAGUAUUCAACUUGUUGCAACAAACAUCUGAAAAAUGAAAUGACGUAUAAUUCAAAUUCAAGCAAUAUAAUAACGAUUAGAAAAACUGUCUGAAAAUAGCGUAUGGUCAAUACCUGAAAAGAUAAAAUUAGAAAAACUGUAUUAAUCUUGUCUACUAUUAACUCUGUGUUAGGCGCGUGGAUCUUACUAACGGGUUAAGGCGCGUAGUAUACGACCAUAGAUCAUUUUAACACGUCGAAUGCCAAAGGGGUCGCCGGUGACAGGCGAAGCUAAGAUUACUGGAAACACAUAAUUCGAGUAAAUUUCAAUCCCCCCAAAAAGCACUUACGUGUAAAAAACUAUGCCAAGUACAGACCUGCUACGAAUUCCUCUAACAAGAAGUAUUAUUAAUGCCAAGUACAUGAAAGUUAGUACCAAGAAAGGCGUUACAGGAAAUUUUGAAAAUACAUUUGAAACAAUGGGCUAGUGCUAGAUCGUAUAAUAAGCAUAUACGUAGAGACUUAUGUACUUGGUAUUAAUAAUAUGAUUUCAAUAAUUAUUUUUAGAGGAACUCACAGCACUCCUGUACUCGGCGUAGUUUUUUACACGUACUUAAGUGUUUUUUGGGGAGUCAAGAGUUGACUCGGCUAAAGAGUCUCGGCGGUCCGUGCCCAGUGCAGCCGAUUGCCUGUAGUUGGCGCGAGAGUCGACAUAGUUUCUUGAUCCUGCGAACCCAAGAAAUGCGUUCCAGCACCGUGGGGGGUCACCGGUGGAGCCCCAGUAAGAUAAAUGCGUCACAUGUGAUUACACACUUUUUUUAACUUGUCUAUUGGUAAAUAUUAUUUUAUUAUAAUACGUAAGGCAUAAUAAGAACGUCAUGUUGAACGUCAGAUUAUGAUUUUUUCUUUUUCUUUUUUUUACAGCUAUUACGUUUAAUGGAGCACUAAAGAGAAAAAUGUUUAAGGUCUGAGUCACGCACCUAACGAAGAGUUAAAAAAAUCAAUAACUUUACUCAUUAUUAACAAAUGCACCUGUACUGUGCACUCCGUAUCAUAAGAUAAUUGCAAAACUUUUCUAAUGUCUGUUACAAUGAGGAUAUUAAUAAAUCAGUUGCGUAGGGUAGUAAGAAGCCAACGAGAGGUCUAUUAUAACAUCCGAUAAUGACCAGGAAAUUGUAAAUAAUUAAUGAUGCGCUAAGGAGAAUAGAUACCGCACAGUGCAGGGUUCAGAGAACGUUGGAUUCUCGUUAUAAGUGUAAAAUAAUAGCGUGUCGCGUACCAAACAAUGUCGCCAUUUGCAUUGUACUUUAGAAUUUACAAGUUCUGCGGUGUAUGGAGACCGACAGACUCUUCUCGGUGUUUCAAAGCUUUCUACAAUAUUUAUAGCGCGCUCUCACUGUUUGGCAUGUGUAGCCUCACUAUUUUGCAAUUUACGGAAAUUAUAACGAACACUCAUAACACUGAUGACAUCACGACAAAUUCAUUUAUCCUGCUGUCAAUGGUCAAUUCUUGCUUCAAGGCUGUGUGCGUCUUGAGACAUCGUAACGAAAUCAUCGGACUGAUUGCAAUGCUUGUGGGAAGCAUUUAUUACAAGGCACGAGAUCCCGAGGAGAUUAAGAUACAAGAAAAAUUUAAUAACAUCUUAUGGUUAAACUCACGUCGCUAUUUGAUUCUUGUCACGACUUCUGUUCUUUCAAAUUCAAUUGGCUCUUUAUUCAGUCACUUAAAACAUCGAACUUUGCCAUACAAAGUAUGGCUUCCUUAUAGUCUUUCUUCUUUGAAACUUUUUUGGUUAUCUUACAUACAUCAGUGCGCAUCGUUGAGCAUCGCUGCGUAUAUAAACGUAACUACGGAUCUUUUCAUAAUUGGCAUGAUGAUUCAGAUUUGCGAGCAAUUCGAAAUAUUGAAACACAGACUCAUAUCAACGAAUUGCGAAAAGACUUCGAGCAAAAGUAAUGGUACAAUAUUGGAGGAAUGUAUUCGUCAUCAUAAUUAUAUAAUAAGAUGUGCUGGUGGUGUGAAACAUGAAUUUAGUGCUGUUGUAAUCGUUCAAUUGACUGUCAGUGCCGUGGUACUUUGUUCAAAUAUUUAUAAACUCUCGAGGUGUACUGUUAAUACAACGGAAUUUUAUAAUUUAAUAUUGUACAUGUCAUGUAUAUUGGUCCAACUUUUGAUCUAUUGUUGGUACGGUAACGAGGUGAUGCUGAAGAGUUUAGAGAUCGGGGAUGCUGCGUAUAAUAUGAAGUGGACUGAGUUGUCUGUAAUUGAAAGAAAAACUCUUGCAAUUAUCAUUCAAAGCACCAGCAGACCAGUAAUAUUUAAAUUUGCUUUCACCAUUAGUCUGUCCCUCGAUGCAUAUAUGAAUAUUCUUAAAGCGUCGUAUUCGACAUACAACUUUCUCCAGCAAUUCUCCAUGGAUUAGUUGUGGCAGUAGUCUCUUAUCUUGAAAUUAAUAUCCUUCGAAUAUCCAGCACCUAUAGUUAUACUGGUUAUCAUAA
This is a messenger RNA of Cephus cinctus (wheat stem sawfly), 2551 nucleotides long. RefSeq names its product odorant receptor 67c-like. Gene Ontology annotation, cellular component: plasma membrane. Gene Ontology annotation, molecular function: odorant binding; olfactory receptor activity. Gene Ontology annotation, biological process: detection of chemical stimulus involved in sensory perception of smell; sensory perception of smell. Lineage: Eukaryota; Metazoa; Arthropoda; Insecta; Hymenoptera; Cephidae. The transcript has 5 exons. The record is from RefSeq and is a predicted model, not a curated record. The coding region runs from base 1339 to 2475 and encodes 378 amino acids.